UCUCUUUCUAAAUCGAUAGGAAUCAUGCCUGCCAAAGCAAAAGAGGUGGUGUUGUAAUAAAGAAUGGAGAAAAAGAAAAGAAGCACAUUGCCAACCCAUCUUUCAGUCACAAAAUUGAAGGCAAAGAAAGGCUCUUCUUCCCUCUCGCCACCCCUGAAAUGAAACUUCCUUCUCCUCCUUCUCUAGCUUCUCCACGGACUUCAAUUUGCUUUGUUCAUGCAAGAUCCAAAGAACUCACACACAAGGAAGCCUUGGUAUCAAAAAGCAAUAGAGAUGGCUACUCAAUGGAAAACAAUUUCCAAGUCUACAGAAAUAUCGACGACGACGACAAACCCUGGACUGUGGAAGGCCAUUUCCAAGUCUAAGGAAGUUCCAAACAAGAACAGAACAUUGUGGAAAACUAUUUCAAGAUCCACGGAAAUCCCACCAACAAACCCUAAUAGAGCAAAGCUAAGGAAAUGCAGCUCUGUUAGGGUCGCGACGACAUUUACUCGUGUUUGUCUUUGCGCACCUAUCUCUUCAUACAAUGAGGUUUUCCGAGCUGACGUUCCUCCUAGAAGAAGCAAUAGCUAUCCUAGGUCGAAGCCAUUUCCUGCCGUGCAAGAAAGAGUACCUAGUGCGAGACCUAGCAUGGAAGGAAGAAGAGUGAUUUUUCGAGGAAAAUCGUUGACCGAUGAUGUUUUGAUGAGGAGAUUUGUCUUGGAAGAAGAAGCGAUGAUGCAAACUAAAAGGAGGAAUCAAAUGGAAGUUAUUUGGAGAAGGACUAUGUUGCGAAGGAAAAAGCUUGGACCAAGUCCUCUUAGUAGAAUGGUAAUGGCUACUAUAGAAGAAUUUUAAUUUAAUUGAGAAUAAUUUGCUUCUGUCAAAACAACAAAUCCUGAAAUUUCCCCUUUGAUUUUCAUUUUUAUCUUCCAUUUUUUCCAAUGGGAUAGGUGGUUUGUACUUUUCAAAGGAAAUUGAUCUCUGCCAUUUGUAUUA
Messenger RNA from Populus nigra (black poplar), 978 nucleotides. RefSeq lists its product as uncharacterized. The coding region runs from base 217 to 837 and encodes 206 amino acids. The record is from RefSeq and is a predicted model, not a curated record. The transcript is spliced from 2 exons. NCBI's taxonomy places the organism in Eukaryota, Viridiplantae, Streptophyta, Magnoliopsida, Malpighiales, Salicaceae.